AUGAGCGGCUUCAACAGGGCCAAGUCGCCAGAUGCCGAUGCCGAGCGUGAGGAGGAAAUGCAGUAUGGCGCAGUCGGCUUGACGAAAGAAGAGCUCGAGAAAAAGUACCCAAACAGGCCGCACAAUCACUCCAAAACCCUGCUCUUUUCCGAGCUGUUCCUCCAGCUCUUUAACCCGCUCAAUGAGAACAAGAAGCAGCCCGCGGCUGGUCCGGCUCGCAAGAAGGGCCCUCACGGCGCAACUACGCUCUCGCCGCAAGAGCAGAGACGCCACAUCAUCGAGAGAUUCAUCAACAGGUGGCGCAAAGAAGUCGGCAACGACUUCUAUCCCGCGCUGCGGCUGAUUCUGCCCGACAAGGACCGCGACCGUGGUGUCUACGGGCUCAAGGAGAACGCCAUCGGCAAGCUACUGGUCAAGCUCAUCAAGAUUGACAAAAACUCUGAAGAUGGCUACAAUCUCUUGCACUGGAAGCUGCCCGGCCAGACAAUGGCGGCUCGACUGGCUGGCGACUUUGCCGGCCGAUGCUACGAGGCCAUUUCCAAGAGACCGAUGCGGAUCGAGGUGGGCGACAUGACCAUUGCCGAGGUAAAUGAGCAGCUGGACAAGUUGGCCGCAUCGGCUGGAGAGGCGGAAAACCUGAGGGUAUUUGAGACGUUUUACAACCGCAUGAACGCCGAGGAGAUGCUGUGGCUCAUCCGCAUCAUCCUCAAGCAAAUGAAGGUCGGUGCCACAGAGAAGACUUUCCUCUACCUGUGGCACCCGGACGGCGAGACGCUAUUCAGCGUGUCGUCGAGCCUGAGGCGCGUGUGUUGGGAGCUGUACGACCCGGACGUCAGGCUGGAGCAGGAAGAAGCCGGCAUAUCGCUGAUGCAGUGCUUCCAGCCGCAACUGGCCCAAUUCCAGAUGCCCGCCUCUUUCCAAAAGAUGACGGAGCUGCUGCGGCCGACAGAGGAUGACGCCGAGUUUUGGAUCGAGGAGAAGCUGGAUGGGGAGCGAAUGCAGAUGCACAUGGUGGGUGAUGCCUCCCACCCCGGAGGCAAACGCUUUUGUUUCUGGUCACGCAAGGCAAAAGACUACACAUACCUAUACGGCGACGGCGUGCUGGACGAAAACUCCAGCUUGACGCGCCAUUUGAAAGACGCCUUUGCCCCCGGUGUUCGGAAUCUCAUACUGGAUGGGGAGAUGAUCACAUGGGACAUGGCGGUCGACAAGAUCGUCCCCUUUGGCACCCUGAAAACCGCCGCCAUUGCAGAGCAGCAGAACAAGUCCGGCUCCGACGCAUCAGGUCACCGGCCCCUGUAUCGCGUCUUUGACAUAUUAUACCUCAACGACAAGCCUCUCACGCAGUACACCCUUCGCGACCGGCACCGCGCCCUCGAAAAGGCAAUCAAGCCCGUUCACCGGCGCCUCGAAAUCCACGCGUACAAGAGCGCCACGACGGCCGACGCCAUCGAGCCCAUGCUCCGAGAAGUCGUGGCCAACGCCUCCGAAGGCCUGGUGCUGAAGAACCCACGCUCCAUGUACAGACUCAACAGCCGCAACGACGACUGGCUCAAGGUGAAGCCCGAGUACAUGUCCGAGUUUGGCGAAUCGCUCGACUGCCUCGUGAUAGGCGGGUACUACGGCUCCGGCAAGCGAGGCGGCACGCUGUCCAGUUUCCUGUGCGGGCUCCGCGUGUCCCAGAACCACAUACAGGCCGGCGACAACCCCGAAAAAUGCUACAGCUUCUUCAAGGUGGGCGGCGGGUUCCGCGGCGAGGACUACGCCGAGAUACGGCACCGCACCGAGGGAAAAUGGGUCGAGUGGGACAGGAGGAACCCGCCGACCGAGUACGUCGAGCUCGGCGGCGGGGAGGGCAGGCAGCUCGAGCGGCCGGACGUGUGGAUCCGGCCGCGGGACUCGGUCGUGCUCUCCGCAAAGGCGGCCAGCGUCGGCCCGUCCGACAGCUUCGCCAUGGGGUACACGCUGCGGUUCCCCCGGUUCCGCCGGCUGCGCCUCGACCGCGCGUGGGACUCGGCACUGUCGGUGGACGAGUUCGAGGAGCUCAAGCGCCAGGUGGACCGGGAGGCCAAGGAGAAGGCCAUGACGGUGGAGGACAGGAAACGCAGACACCCCAAGCGCGCCAAGAGGAGCGUCGUGAUUGCGGGCGAGGACGCGACGGCCGUGGCGUCCCGGGGCGCGGCGUCGCACGUGUUUGACGGUCUCGAGUUUUGCGUGCUCUCCGAGUCGCUCAGGCCGUGGAGGAAGACAAAGGCGCAGCUGGAGGCCGUCAUCAAGGAAAACGGCGGCGCCGUCUCGCAGCGGGCCGUCGCGGGCACGCGCAUGGUUCUCGUCGCGGACAAGAAUGUCGUCAAGGUGGCGAGCUUGAUCAAGGGCGGCAACGCCAAUAUUAUACGCCCCAAGUGGAUCAGGGACUGCGUCGAGCAGGGUGGCGAUUUUCUGCUGCCCUACGAGGAGGGCCACCUGUUUCACGCGACCGAGGCGCUGGGCGCUGUUGCGGCCAAGAACACGGACAUGUACGGAGAUAGCUAUGCGCGCGACGUCUCGGUGGACGGGCUGAGGGGGAUAGUGGGCGCCAUGCCCAAGGUGGAGGAGGCCUUUGACGGGGACCGUUUUCUGGUCGAGCUGGAAGAGAGGGGCAAGGGCAUCGCGGAGCUGAGGGGGUUCAUGAUGAGGCGGUGCGUGGUGCAUUUUCGAGCCGCGGACGGCGUGGACGGGCCGACGGGGAAGCUGGUCCAUUAUGUCAUGUACACGGGCGGCAAGGUGGUGGACAGCCUGCGCGAGGGCGUCACGCACGUGGUGGUCGUGGGCGACGACGCCAUGCAAGUCGGGGAGGCGGCGGACACGGCCAGGAGACAAGUGAGCCCCUGGGCCAAGGUGCCGCGUGUUUUGGGACAUGGGUGGGUUCUAGACUGCUGGAAGGAGAGGACAUUGCUAGACGAGGAGAAGUAUGUGAUUUCAUAG
Molecule: messenger RNA, 2964 nt
Organism: Metarhizium brunneum ARSEF 3297
Lineage: Eukaryota; Fungi; Ascomycota; Sordariomycetes; Hypocreales; Clavicipitaceae
Gene: mus-53
Product: DNA ligase 4
Biological process (GO): double-strand break repair via nonhomologous end joining; DNA biosynthetic process; DNA recombination
Cellular component (GO): DNA ligase IV complex
Molecular function (GO): DNA binding; ATP binding; DNA ligase (ATP) activity
Source: RefSeq, a predicted model, not a curated record